CCAUUCUGGUGUGACCACGCAGUGCUGUUGCUCCACAAGGGGGGGCUGCUGGAUAUAUGCUUUAGUGCCCAACUCACUGCUUUCAAACACUGAAUCCAGUUUGUGUGGACAGAGCGGGCGAGGACAGCCCCAGAACCCACAGGAAAAUUCCCACAUCCCCGACACACACCGAGAAACCAACCGAGCCUGAGACAUACACCUCCCUGGAGCUUUCACACCACCUGAGGACUUCUUAUCUGGACAACGAAAGGACCCAUACGAUUUAUUGGCUUUAAAGGUCUGGAUUAAAUAAUACAUUUGGGAAACAGUGCAACACUCAGAAGUGACAGAACCGAAAUACACAUUAAGAGGAUCUGCUGUGAAUUUAUGGAUGCUUGUUUCUUUACUCGGUCUCAGGAGAAUCUCUCUGCCACUGGAGAAAACAGACCUUCUUUGUGUCAUCGUUUCAGCAGAUAUUGCCUGUUGAAAGAAUGAAUGCACACAACUUAUUCUGAAGAAGUUGGAGGAAUAGUCGUGGGCAUUUUGAGAAGGUUUUUUCGCGCUGGGAAACAGAUGGGACAUGACAACUUUUUGAAGUGGGUGAAAGUUCCGUGUUUGUACAGCAGGGGGAAGUCUGCCAGCGCUCAAUUCCCUCAGCGGAAUAGGGGCAUAAACGGGGAUCACGGAACAGGAGAUGCCUCACUGCGCACUUUGAGCCUCACCAGAGCCUCUGCAGCACAGCCGACAGCGCAGUCUAUGCCUGUGAUCCUCCAACAGAUCUCUCUGAGGCUGUGUGACAUCAUGGGCGACAAAAUGGAUCAAUGAGCCAAAGUUCCUUCUCGGCCCAGAUGGUUCUGCAAACAUCCGAGAAUAUCACCUUGUCAACAAGAGAUUCACAAGAUAACUUGCCAAAAGUUUGAUAUCUUCAGCCUCUUCUUUUUUGCACACCUUUUAUGUCGUAUACAGCCAUGAUAUCAAAAUUCUUAAGGAAUUGUCCGUCGUUGGUCCUGCUAUUGCCUCUUCUUCAACUUCUACGGCUGGAUAUGCUCAACGCUGCCCCCUCCGGCCCGGAGUCUGACAUAUGCUCCACCCUAGUCCAGAGCCGUUUCUUUGGCUUUUUUCUCUCGUCUACUGUAUUUUCCAGCACCCCUUGCUCCUGGACCCUGCAGAACCCCGACCCACGGCGCUACACUAUCUUCAUCAAGAUCACAAAGCCUACCAGAGACUGCGUUCCUCGGCAGCAUCGGACCUUUCAGUUCGACUCCUUCUUGGAGACGACACGAACCUUCCUUGGGAUGGAGAGCUUCGACGAGGUGGUAAAGCUGUGUGAUGCCUCCACCCAUGUUGCCUUCUUGGAGGCAGGGAAACAGUUCCUGCAGAUCCGGAAAGGGCUGCCCAGAGCAGGCGCUGGGUCUAGGAACGGGGACGGGGAAUUUAAGGUGGAGUAUCUUGUGGUUGGGAAGCGGAACCCCAGCAUGGCUGCCUGUCAAAUGCUGUGCCAGUGGUUGGAGGAUUGCCUCACUUACAGUACCUCCAACCGGCCAUGUGGUAUCAUGCAGAUGCCAUGCCAGUGCUGGGACCAGCCCCCUCCUGACAAAGAAACCAUUGGAUGCUAUCGAGAUGGAGUCUAUAUGGAGAACUGCAGCCCUGUUGUGAAAGACGGAACAACUGAUGUAGACUCAAGUGGUGGCUGGAGUGGGUGGGGCAACUGGGCGGAGUGCAGCAGCGAAUGUGGGGGCGGGGUCCAGACGCGUUCACGCACCUGUCAAUCACCUCCUGAGGAGGCGUAUCUCUGCGAGGGCAUUCUGGAAGAAGGGCGUCCCUGUAACGCACAGUCCUGCAUUGGAUACAGGCAGUAUUCGUCUAAGGGCAAGGGUUUAAAUCCAGUGAAAUACAAUGGAGUACAGGAGGCCAUGCUUGGCAAAGGCCGACUAGGCACUCGCAGCCAAUCGCUGCGCUCGGUGGACAGCCGUAAAAGAGAGGACUCUGAUAAGACCCGCGGCGGACAGCAGUCUUCCGAGGCAGUGGAUCCUCCGUCGGGUGAGGAGUGGUCUGCGUGGAGCGUGUGUUCGGCCACGUGUGGCGAGGGCUGGCAGAGCAGAACGCGCUUCUGCGUCUCCGUGUCGUACAGCACGCAGUGCAGCGGGCCGCUGCGCGAACAGAGACCCUGCAAUAACACUGCUGUGUGUCCAGCCGCUCUGAUUACAGUGCACGGGACCUGGGACGAGUGGUCUCCAUGGAGCUUGUGCUCCUCCACGUGCGGCCGCGGAUACAGGGACCGCACGCGCUCCUGCAAGCCACCCCAGUUCGGAGGAAACCCCUGCGAUGGUCCGGAAAAACAGACCAAGUUCUGCAACAUUGCCGUAUGCCCAGUGGACGGUGAGUGGAACGAAUGGUCCAGCUGGAGUUCAUGUUCCUCGACCUGUUCUAACGGGACGAUGCAACGCACACGAGAAUGUAACGGGCCCUCGUACGGGGGCAUGGAGUGUCUGGGCGAGUGGAAGCAACAGAGGGAUUGCUUCCCAAUAGAGUGUCCUGUGGAUGGCCAAUGGCAGCCCUGGAGCACCUGGGCUGGUUGUAGCAAAACAUGUGGCGGAGGAAGCCAACAGAGACAAAGGGUUUGCUAUGGGCCCUUCUUUAAAGGAGAGGCAUGCCCAGGGGACAGAGAGGAAGUUAGACGUUGCAAUGAGAAGAAAUGUCCAGAGCCGCAUGAAAUCUGUGACGAGGAGAAUUUCUCCAACGUAGUGUGGAAGAGAACUCCUGCAGGGGACACGGCGGCUGUCCGCUGCCCUCCGAAUGCUGUGGGGUUAAUUCUUCGGCGAUGUUCAUUGGACGUUGAGGGGAUUGCAUACUGGGAGAACCCAACUUACAUGAAGUGUGUAUCCAAUGAUUAUCGCAGUAUCCAAACACUGACACGAGAACACCUGUCCAAGGCUCAGAGGGGGCUUGUGGGUGAUGGGGUCUCUGAAGUGAUGACCAAGCUGAGGGUGACCUCCAGUGAUGGAACAAGCUACAGCGGAGACCUUCUGGCUAUCAUAGAUGUAUUAAAAAACAUGACAGAAAUAUUUAGGAGGUCUUACAACAGCCCCAGUAAUGCAGAUAUGAGGAAUUUUGUGCAAUCAGUGAGCAACUUAUUGAUGGAGGAAAACAGGGACAGAUGGGAAGAGGCUCAGCUGCUGGGCCCUAAUGUGAAGGAGCUGUUUCGUCUGGUGGAGGACUUUGUGGAGGUCAUCAGUCUCCGCAUGAAGGACUUCCAGGAUACCUAUGAGGUCACAGACAAUUUAGUGCUGAGUAUUCACAAGCGGCCUGUCGCAGGAAAUGCGGAUAUCACUUUCCCCAUGAAAGGAUGGAGGGGGAUGGUGGACUGGGCUCGCAACUCAGAGGACAAAGUUCGAGUGCCCAAAAACAUCCUGGUCACUGGAAAGCCAGAUGAAGAUGAAGCUUCCGCAUUUGUGACUGGUAUUGUACUCUACAGAAACUUGGGCAGUAUUCUCUCUCUACAGAGAAAUAGUACAGUGCUGAACUCCAAGGUGAUCUCUUUAACAAUCAAACCCACCCCCAACUCUCUCGCAACUCCACUAGAGAUCGAGUUCUCGCAUCUUUAUAACGGAACCACAAACCAGACCUGCAUUUCCUGGGACGAGAAUGACAGCUCGUCGUUGCUGGGCUCCUGGUCUGCGCGAGGCUGCAGAGCCGUGCCCGUCGAUUCCAGCACCACCAAAUGCUUGUGUGACAGACUCUCCACCUUCGCCAUUUUAGCACGCCUCAAUCCCGGUGUGAACAUGGAUAAGACCCAACUUCCAUCUGUAACUCUGAUCGUGGGCUGUGGGGUCUCGUCCCUCACUCUGCUGCUGCUCAUCAUCAUCUAUGUGUCUGUCUGGAGGUACAUCCGGUCAGAGCGUUCUGUCAUCCUCAUCAACUUCUGUCUGUCCAUCAUCUCCUCCAAUGCUCUCAUACUCAUUGGACAGACUCAGACGCGGAACAAGGUUGUUUGUACUCUUGUGGCUGCUUUUCUACAUUUCUUCUUCCUGUCUUCUUUCUGUUGGGUUCUGACGGAGGCGUGGCAAUCUUACAUGGCCGUGACUGGCCGUCUUAGAAACCGCAUUAUUCGCAAGCGUUUCCUCUGUCUUGGUUGGGGUUUACCCGCUCUUGUUGUAGCCAUUUCUGUUGGAUUUACCAAGGCAAAGGGAUAUGGCACUGUUAACUACUGCUGGCUGUCUCUGGAAGGCGGACUGUUGUACGCAUUUGUGGGACCAGCCGCUGCCGUCGUUUUGGUUAACAUGGUUAUUGGGAUUCUGGUUUUUAAUAAACUAGUGUCUAAAGAUGGAAUAACUGAUAUGAAACUCAAGGAAAGAGCAGGUCAGAUGACAGUGCCACUGUAUAAUAUGACGCUCAAAUGUGCCAAGUGCGGAGUUAUCUCUUCGGCUGACGUUUCCACCACAGCUACCAGUAACGCCAUGGCGUCGCUGUGGAGCUCCUGCGUUGUUUUGCCACUACUGGCACUCACUUGGAUGUCUGCAGUCCUGGCCAUUACGGACCGCCGCUCGGCUCUGUUUCAGAUUCUUUUUGCCGUGUUUGACUCCCUUGAGGGCUUCGUUAUUGUCAUGGUGCAUUGCAUCCUACGCAGAGAGGUUCAAGAAGCGGUGAAGUGUCGAGUUGUCGAUCGCCAGGAAGAUGGCAACGGAGACUCUGGUGGAUCUUUCCAGAAUGGCCAUGCUCAGCUGAUGACUGACUUUGAAAAAGACGUGGACAUGGCUUGUCGAUCAGGCACCGUGAAGCGUUCUUCUCUACAGGGCGAUGAGAAGCUGGCUUCACAGAAGAUCACAGUACAGAAAGGUUCCAACUUCAACACUCUUCCUGCCAGCAUGGCAAAAGUCCACCUGCAAAACGUCGCUGACUACGCCAGCCACACACUCACCAUGCGCCGCGAGAAGGGCGGCAUCGCCGGGGUCAGCACGGAGCUCCCCGGAGCCAAAUCUAUUUAUAUAUGUGAUGGAGAACUCUUUAAGCAGCUGGACGGAGAUCUGACCCGGGCUCCCGGAGACAGCGGCGGACCCGAAGGUGGAGGAACCAGCCAAGGUUACAUACUCUUACCCAACAACAACAACACGCUUAGGCCCGCAAAGGGCGGGAAGGAGGACCAGUCCGCCAAGUACAACAUCGGCCUCGAGCAGUUACCUCAGACCAGACUCAUCCACCUGGCCAACGCGGCUGGCUCAGAUCCAGCGCAGGGGUUCGGGCUGAAGAGCUUGCCCACCGAUCGAGUCAGCGUUUCGUGCACGGAGAGGGACUCCCCUGGGCAGACGGUGCAGAACUUCUCCAGCGAGUCCCAGAUGACCAACAACACAUGCGAGCAGGGGGAGUUGGGCAACUCUGGAAUGAUGUCGAAGAGCGAGACGGUCUCCACGCUGUCUAUGAGCUCUCUGGAGAGACGAAAAUCACGCUACGCAGAGCUGGACUUUGAGAAGAUCAUGCAUACGAGGAAGCGCCACCAAGACAUGUUCCAGGACCUAAACAGGAAGUUGCACCAUGCAGAGAAGGAUAGAGAUUCUCCGCCGGUGGAUGGAAAGGCCGGGAAGAGAUGGAGUGUGUCCUCAGGAGGCAGCGAUAAAACCAACCUUAGUGACAAGCAGCAGACCCCCAGUAAGCGAGCAUGGGAGGGAAUCAGGAAGAGCCACUCUCCGCCGUCAUGGGUGCGUAAGGAGCUGGAACCCCUGCAGGCCUCUCCUCUAGAGAUGCAAGCGGUGGAGUGGGAGAAGGCCAGCGCCACCAUCCCUCUGGUGGGCCAGGAGAUCAUGGACCUGCAGACGGAGGUCUGAAUGACCCUCACAAACAAAUCUGACAAACAGAACAAACUCUACUUGCAGGGAAAAAGGAUGAAAAGAUGAAAUAUUAGUGUGUGAGAGAGAGUCUCGGAAAGCAACAAGGAAAUGUGGCUGUGCAAUUUUUUCUAUCUUGGAAUGGCCUUUUCCUUAAUGUCAAAGCGAAUCGGAACACUUUUGAGAAAUGCAGGUCUGAGCAUGUUGCUAUGGUAAUGAGCUGGCACUAGCAAGAAUGGCUGAACUGGGAACAUUGAGUGGUCACCCUCUUUGGCAUUCUGGGGUGUUGCCAUGGGAACAUUAGGAGUGACCGACAGAAAUUCAGGCUAAGAGCAGAUGAGCCUUAGUGAGUGGCCUUCAAUUUCUUACACUUCUGGAUAUACACAAACACACACGUAUUCUGGCAUAAUAGGUUUGUUAUGGGUGAGAAAGUUAGACUAGAAACUACAGAACGCUUUCAAACUGCCCGGCAGGAAUCAGGUUAUUGACACGUCAAUAAAUCAAAUAAAAAACGAAUUCUAAAUACUAUUAUUAUCAUCAUUGUUGUUGUUAUCAGUGUGACACAAAACGUCAUUUCCGAGAUGCCCACCGCCCAUAAUGCAGUAAUCUACAUAUGACUGUUAAUCUGUAUCGAACGCUCUCCUGCCACGUCAGGAAAACCCUUCUGAGGCAGUAUCGCCCACAGCAGUGCCACUCGCGCCCACAUCUUAGCCACUGUGCUGCUCCGUGCGCAGCACCGACCUGUGGACGCUUUAAAGACGUCAGUGAGAAUGGCAGAUUUUCAUUGGUCCAAUCAGCAUGAGAACUUACCAGUGCGUUCCUCAGUGACUGCAGCAGGAAGCGAACAGGGCUGGAGGAUGAGCUGUCCGUUAUGUGAACCCACACGAUUUCAUUCGCUUAAGCCGGAAUCACUGGAGCGAAGGCGAUCCGUCUCAGAAUUUGUAAAGAAUCAUGAAAUGAAUAAAAAUACGAAUAUUUAUAUAUACACACUUAUAUGUAGGUGUGUGUAUAUACAUAUAUGAAAAUAUAUAUAUGUAUAAUGUCUUCUAUAUGAACUGCAGAGGGGUGUUAUUCUCUGGUCGGGUUGUGGUUGCACACAGAGAAAGCACAAGUCUCCCGUCAGAGUCCUGUUGUACAGCAUUGUAAUUAUUUCCAGAAGAGAUCUAAAUGAAUUUUAGCCUAUAAAUAUCUUUCUUACUGUGCUUGGGGAAUAUUGUUGUUAUUAUUCUAGAUAUCAUCACGAUUCUGAGAUCCCCAAAUCUCAUCGGGUUACUGGACUAUAUCAUGUAACGGUGUGUAUUUUGGUAUCACUGACUGUCACUCCAGAUGAUACGUACUUGCCUGAAUUCCCCCGUCCCCUCCCCAACCUGUCCCGUACACACGCACCCUUUUUUAAGUUCCCUGGGGUUUCUUUGUUAUUGUACAGUUUUCAGAGCACAAAAUGAAUGUCAUAUUUCUAAUAAAAAGUAUAUCUAUAUAAUAAAUUGUAAGGUGUGGUAUUUACAGCU
Molecule: messenger RNA, 7306 nt
Organism: Triplophysa rosa
Lineage: Eukaryota; Metazoa; Chordata; Actinopteri; Cypriniformes; Nemacheilidae
Gene: adgrb1a
Product: adhesion G protein-coupled receptor B1a
Exons: 33
Coding region: 933-5798 (1621 amino acids)
Biological process (GO): adenylate cyclase-activating G protein-coupled receptor signaling pathway; cell surface receptor signaling pathway; negative regulation of angiogenesis
Cellular component (GO): dendrite; postsynaptic density; plasma membrane
Molecular function (GO): G protein-coupled receptor activity
Source: RefSeq, a predicted model, not a curated record